This is a messenger RNA of Amphimedon queenslandica, 1057 nucleotides long. Its product is annotated as regulator of microtubule dynamics protein 1-like. The transcript is spliced from 7 exons. Gene Ontology annotation, molecular function: microtubule binding. Lineage: Eukaryota; Metazoa; Porifera; Demospongiae; Haplosclerida; Niphatidae. Gene Ontology annotation, cellular component: mitotic spindle pole; mitochondrion; cytoplasm. The coding region runs from base 47 to 946 and encodes 299 amino acids. The record is from RefSeq and is a predicted model, not a curated record.
UUAAUAUCAUGUUCACACCUACAAAACCACCAAAAUCAAAAAUGCAAUGUUACUAGCCAGACCUUUUCUGAGAACUAUUAUCGCUAAGGUCCCAUCCCUUCCUUCUUUGUUGCACAGAGAAACAAUCAGAAACUGGGCCAGCAGCAGAACUCCUAGGACACAUUAUUUCAAAAAGGGUGCACUGUUAGGAUUACUAGCCUCUUCUUCUGUCUUUGCACUUGGAUCUUAUUGCAAGAUGGCAGAAUCCAGUAAAGAUGACGACAUAAUUAAGCAAGCUGAUGACCUCAUGGCUCAGAACAAGAUCAAGGAAGCUUAUGAUGUGCUCAAUGCUCACAAAGAUACAGAGAAUCCUGAAAUACUGUGGAGGUUUGCUCGUAUCUGCUACAGGCAAGGGAAAUACCACACUCCUGAUACCAAAGAAGCUCAAUCCUUGGCUAACAUGGGGCUGGAGUAUGCUUCUAAAGCUAUUGCUUUAAAUGACAAGUGCUAUUUUGCUUAUAGAUGGAAAGGUGUGCUCUUAAAUUGGUCGUUGGAGUUUGAAGGAUACAAGAAAAAGAUCGAGAAAUCUUUUGAAAUACGUGAAAACUUUGACAAAGCUGCAGAGCUCAAUCCUACUGACGCCUCUACUAGACAUUUGAUUGGUCGAUGGUGUUUUGAGGUGGCCAACGUACCGUGGUACAUGAGAAAGGCGGCCCAGUAUAUCUUUACCACGCCUCCUUCGUCCACUUAUGAUGAGGCUUUAUCUUUCUUUCUAAAAGCAGAAGAAAUUAGUCCUGGGUUCUAUUGCAGUAACUGGUUGUUCAUUGGAAAGUGCUACUUGAAUUUAGGGAAGAAGGAUGAAGCAAGAGUAUGGCUUGAGAAAGCAGCUGGUUAUAAAAAUGAAGUUUUAAUGGGCGACGAUAAUGAGGCUAUAGAAGACGCCAAGAAAUUACUGCAAACCCUUUAAAGACUCGUACAACAUUUAGUAGACUAAUAUUAAAAGUUGUCAAUACAACAAUAGCUAUAUAAUCAGUAACAGUAUAAUUAUUAUUUAAAGAGCAUUAAAACUUCAAUUAAA